Molecule: messenger RNA, 5590 nt
Organism: Leptidea sinapis
Lineage: Eukaryota; Metazoa; Arthropoda; Insecta; Lepidoptera; Pieridae
Exons: 7
Coding region: 2439-3281 (280 amino acids)
Source: RefSeq, a predicted model, not a curated record
GAAAUCUUUUUGUCGUCAGCAUACAGCAAGAAGUUUGAAUUAGCAAAACAAUCACUUUUGUCAUAUAAAUAUAUAUUGUAUAACAAAGGACCCGGGUGCGAUCCUUGAGGUACACCAGAAGUCACCUCAACAAAGUCUGAUCUAAAACCACCGAGGAUGACGGCCUGACAGCGAUUCCUUAUAUACGAUUCUGUCUAUCUAAGAAGGUUACCUCUGAUUCCAAGUGCGUGAAGCUUCUUUAGUAUUGUACUGUGGUUGACUCUAUCAAAAGCCUUUCCAAAAUCUGUGUAUAUUACAUCUAUUUGUGUUCUAUCAUUCAUGUCGCACUUAACGGUAUGAGUGAACUCAAGCAAGUUAGUUAGGACACUACGAGAUUUAAUAAAACCGUGUUGGUUGAUAGGGAUGCAUUGUAGGCAAUUUCUAUAAAUAUGAUCUUAAACAAUUUUUUCUAACCAAUAUUUGUUUUUGAAUCCUUUUUAAGUAUUGGUACUAUUCGGGCUUCCUUCCAACAUUUAGGGAAGGUCCCUUCGCUAAUGGAGCGCUUAAAGAGUGUUAGUAGAUGUAAUAGGCCCGAUUCACAUUUCUUUAUAAAAAUAGCUGGUAUACCGUCAGUACCGGCGCCCUUUCGAAUAUCCAAUUUACUUAACAACCUUCUAAGUAUUCUUUCAUCGAUCUCAAUUGUGUGAAGAUUUUCGGAAAUAUUUGAUUCCUCGUACUGGUUCUGAUAAUUUAGGUCACUAGGACAUUACAAAAACUAAAAUAUCUUAAGUCGAUAUCAUGAGAUGUGGGCGGGAACAUUGAACUCAAGCUGUUUUCUUUUCAUUCGCUUACAGCCACAGUAUAUAUAUCAGCUAAAGCAUUAUGUAAACUACGUACAAACGUUAGAUAUAACGCACGCACACAUAAGCAGGUGUCAUGCAUGUCUGUAGUUUCCAUACUGCUUUAGCGUGUAUAUCUAUAUAUAUGUAUAAAAGAAAGUCGUGUUAGUUACACCAUUUAUAACUCAAGAACGGCUAGACCAUUUUUUCUGUUGUUUGAUUUUUUGGGUUUCUCUUAGUCCGGAAUGGGAUAUUAAGUAAAAAAAUAUCGAAAAAAUUACAAAAAAUAUUAUUAUAAAAACAUUUAUUUUCUCAUACAUUUUGUAUGGAUUGACAUUUUCAUAACAUCUCGAGAAUAGAAAGAAUUCAAUGAAGUUUUUUGUUAGUUUCACGCUACAUAGGUAAGAAAAUACAAUUGACAGUGCACGUCUUGUUAUUCAAGUUGACUGGUGGGUGCAAUGACGUAAUAAAAUAAAAAAAAAUACAUAAGAUGUAUAGAAUGUCAUUUGUGGGUGUGUUUGUUUCGAGUUCCUAUUAGCUUAUUGUGCCAUCUUUCCCGACAUAGAUGUAAUGCAACUAGGAUUCGAAACAUUGCGAAUUGUACUGUCGACGAACAAGAAAUUGCAGGUAAAAAGCACCGCGUUAGUAUGGGCUCGACGUUGUGUUUCUGAAGCACAAGAGCAAAGCGAGGCAGCCAGAAAACCUCGGAGAUCAACAACUAGAUAAUUUUCGACGCACAAGAAGAAAUUUAUGAAGUACUGAUUUGAAUCGAGCAGCAUUUCGAUACGAUUGCAGUACUGAUUACGGCUUGCAUACUAGCGUUCACAUUGGGUCGAUGGACGUUGUUUGCAAGUAUUUUCCGGAGAAACGCCAGGAUUGUGCUGCCUUAGUGGGGAACUACCGUAAUCACGACAUUUUCUAGCAAACACUCAAAAAUACAAUGUGUGUUUCCAAAUGUCCUCAUUUGGGGCAGACAUUGUCUAAGAACGACGAUUUAAUCCGAUAUUCAGGGUAUUAAUUUAUUUAUAUUCUUACACACAAUACAGUAGAAGAAUAACAUACCUAUUCCUAUGUAUUAUGUAUACUCAUUCUAAAAAAAAGUGUUUACAAAUCAGUAAUACGGACUUUGCUUUUGAUUUUGUAGAUACAAGGACAGAUUCACCAUCGAAUUGGAUCAUUGCAAUCUCUCGAAGAUGCACACAAUAAAUUUUAACAAUUAUAUUUCAUGGGCACAAUGGAGGAACAACGACAUGAAGAGAUCAAUGCAGCAAUGAUAAUAGCAAUUCUUCAUGAUCUGCAGCAACUCCUUCAUGAACAUUUUGCAUGUCGAGUUAGCCCGCAAAUCCGCGAAUCUAGAAAAUCCAUUUCCCAUGUCACAGGACAACGUCUGUCGGGUUCGCUAGUAUAUAUAUAAAGAGCGGUUUCCCGUUUCGGUGAAGCUCAGUGUCGGUAUAUCAGUCCCGUGUGUCGGCAGCCGUGGCCAGCGCCCCCGCGCCGGCGUCGUGCGGCGCGCUGUGCUCGUCCGUGUCGUCGCCCGAGCUCACGACCGCCGCCAAGAGCGAGCCGCCCGGGCCCACCAACAACACACACUCGGAGUCCAGCAGCGAUACCGGCGAUCUGAUGUUCAGCGAGCUGGACGGUUUCAUUGACGAAAAUAACAUGCAUCAGAUCGAAGAGAACUCAAAUGAAGAAAAUGACGUCGACGAGGAAACUAUGUCAGGUGAGAACGACAUCGAGGACGCGUACGGACUGAACGUGGCGCAGGGCUACGACGACAGCGACAUCCUGAGCCGGCUGCUGUGCGCGGCGCACGGGCGCGGCGUCACGCCCGCGGCCAGCGACGGCAGCGCCCCCGGCCUGCGCCCCGCGCCCGUCGGCCCCGCGCCCCUCGGCCCCGCGCCCCGCGCAGACCCGCAGCUGUCCACGGCCGCGCACACCGACAUGCUGCUCUUGAACCUCAUGAAGAUCAACGGACUCACGCCGAAGUGCUCGCGCACCAACUACUGCACGCGCCUGGUUGACCCGAAACGCAACUGGAUGUCGAUGUGUAUGGAAGAGCUAGACGGGCUGGAGCGUUGCUGCAGCGGAAGCGGAAGCGAAGGCGGCAGCGUAAGCGGCAACGGGGGAUCUGGCAUGGGCGGCAGCGGGGGCUGUAGCGUGGGCGGCAGCGGGAGCGACACGCGCACCCGCAGCAGGGCGCGGGCCGGGCCGCUGUCGCCGGGCCAGCUGCGGACCGAGCCCGUCGGUCAGGCCGGCGGCGCCAGUCCCCCGAGCAGCCCUUGUCCCCGCGCCGCGCCGGAGCCGUGCUCGUGCGGAGACCUCAGUGACACCGAGGACGUGGAGGCCAUACUGGACUAUAACGACACUCUGUUCGACAUGUUGCUCAACAGCCUGUCGCUGGACGUGAGCGGGCAGGAGCCGCCGCCCGCGCACCCCUGGAGCCCGGCGCAGCCCCGCGAAUGACCCGCGAGACGACACGCCCGCGACCGGCCCGAGUACAGGCACUAACAUAUUGCACUUCCCCGAUAUUACCUUUGAGUUGUACUACACGGAAAUGGGCACCGUUGUUCCUUGCCGUCCUCAAUACAAGAUUUACUGAUAUAUUCAUUUUAUCGAGCUUGGUGUAGAGUCGUCUGUUGUGUCAAAAGUGGCAAAUCCCCUUCAAAAGUCGAGGAUGCGUCAAUUUUGCUAACACUUAUGUGUACAUACAAAUGGCGCCACAUACAUUAUACUUGGUAAUAUUAAGUAUAAGAUAACAUCGAGAAUAUUUCUAGAUUUAUUCAAUAUUUUAAAAAAGUUUAUAAAGAUAGAAAGAAAGAUAGUUAUAUUUAGCUGAAUAAUUAAAUUCAUGCUUGAAAGAGGUUUUCAGUAGUACGAAUAUUCAAAUGGAAUAAAUACUCGAUUAGAACAUAAUAUAGAAUCCAAGUCAGAGUGAGGCCCUACCCUUAGCUCGCUGUAAUGAAUGCUGUAGGUCGUUUCUGUUAAAUACUGCACCAAUUGAUAUCGUGUCGGUCCCGUUAUAAGUUCUCGUGAGUGAGUGACACCCUGACCAGUGAACCUUGAACUGUGAAUUGAAAUAUGUUGUGUAUUCAUUUAAUAUAAUGCAGUGUAUUUAUUUGUCGCCUUCUGUCUAAGUACAAAUCUAGUUAGAGCCCAUUUGUACUCAAGUGGGUAAUGUUCAUGAAGUUUUGUUUUGUGUUCCUGUCAAUAUUCAGCUUGUAGCGAUGGAUGUUAAUAGUUAUUAGGUGUAGCUCGUGACUGUCAUGAGCCCAGUAUUAUAUUACAUAUACAUGAAGAUGAACAUUAUUAAUUUAUUGAUCAUUCCAAACACUAAUUAUAUUAAUGAGUGUUUUUUAAAUGAAUGGGCUUUGUGUUGUGGAUUUUAAAUGAUCUGUGAAAUUAUGAAAUUUGGAAUGAAGCCUAAAAUAAAUAUUAUGGAAUACUAUAUUUAUUGAUGCAAUCUGUUAUGUAUUUAUCACUGUUUUGAUAUUACUGCUGUAGGAUAUUUGUUAAUGCUUUAUUAAUUUAGCAAAUUGUUAGACUGAAAUAAUUUGUGUUAUAAAUGUUAGAUUAGUUAUAAUUCAAAAUUUGUAAUGUUAUAGUAGACAUAGGCACAUGUAUUUCAAUGAAAAGCUUAAUGUUACUCCAUUAAAUAUAUUUACUUGGAGGGAAUGACAUAGUAUUAAUCUCUAAUAAAAAAAUGUAAUGCCAAAUUCUCAUUACAAAAUGAGUCCACGUUUAUUUAAAGAAUCUAUAAAAAGGUAGAUGAAUACUCUCUUAGCAAGAAAAAAUUAUCGAUAAAUUUUAGUGGCAACUAAAACAGGGCAAACUGUACUGGAUGAAGGAGGUGAAAAUUUAGUGUCAAACAAAAUAAUAUAGUAUUGUUUGAAUGAGAUUAAAAGGAUUUAUAUUAUGAUAAAACAAAAAUGCAAUAACGUUUCAUAUGAUGAUGAGAUCGCGGAACUCAGCAAUCAAACACAGCUAUAUAUAACAAGUAUUGCUGCUUUAGUGUCUAGAAAAUUAAAUUCCUUAUACAAUGAUGUAAAUUUUAUUCCAAAUAUGUAUCGAGUAUUUAUCUUGCUUGACAUAAUAAAUUAAAACAGAGUCAGAUUGUUAAUUUAAAAAUUUUGCUCCAUUGUUAGUUUUGAAAUCGGAUUUUUAAAGAAUUUUUUUUUCAUAUUUUCAUAGUUUUGUUAAAGUUUUAAAAAAUUAGACAAUUUUCUUUUAAUGUCCUAAAGAAUCUUCUUAACUAGUUGCCGUCUCAAAGAUAUUAUUAUAAAUUUUUUGAUGAGAGUGUAUAAUUAUGGACAUUAUUGUUAUUCUUGUGACAACAUUAUUUUUGGAUCUGAUCCUGUGACCGUAUAUGCUGUUCUGAACUAUUGGGAAGAUCGACCUUAACCCUAUCGUGUCAGUUGACACUUUUAUUUUGACUAACAAGCUGAAGACACCACUAACAUUAUGCCCAAAAUUUUAAUAAUGUAAAUGAUUGUAUUGGUGUUUUUGAAGAUAGGAUAAAAGUAAAUAAUACGGAAUAAUAAAAAUAAAAUAGUGUAUUGAAACAAUAUCUUAAUUAAAAAUAUAAAAUAUUAAAAUAGCUAAUAAUUGAAUGUUCAAUCAAUGAUAUCGUGUCAUGUACCUAGAUCAUUACAUGACGUAUUUUAGUACAAUUUCGUUUUUGUUAGAAUUAAACUAAAUGAUCUUGAUUAUUUUGAAUGUGUGCUUUGAGUGUAUUGUAGAUGAUGUAUCAACAGUAAAGUUAUGCAAUCAUUCAA